This is a messenger RNA of Eimeria tenella, 1356 nucleotides long. RefSeq lists its product as uncharacterized. Bases 1 to 1356 code for a protein of 451 amino acids. NCBI's taxonomy places the organism in Eukaryota, Apicomplexa, Conoidasida, Eucoccidiorida, Eimeriidae. The record is from RefSeq and is a predicted model, not a curated record. The transcript has a single exon.
AUGCUCUGCGCACAGCAGCAAGGCGCAGCAGCAGCAGCUGCUGCUGCUGCUGCAGCAGGGGUUGCUGCUGUUGGCAGCAGCAGCCACAGCUGGGCAGAAUACCAAGUGUUCGCUUUUGAGAAUCUUUUGAGGGCCUUCCCAGGGGCCCCCGGAUGUGGGGCCAGCAGCAGCAGCAACAGCUGCUGCAAAACACAUGCAGCAGCCAGCAGCAGCAGUAGCAGGUCCGAAACUCUCUUGCUGCUGCUGCCGCUGUGCAGCGAGUGCGCUGCAGCCCCCCCGAUUUGUACAGUCGCGGGAAGAGCAGCAGCAGCAGCAGCAACAGCAGCAGAAGCAGCAGAGCGAAGCAUCCCCUGUGCAUGCAGCGCAUGCAGCUCGUCGCUGCUGCUGCUGCUGCUGCUGCGUCUAGGCCUCCAGGGCCUCCAAAGGGCCCCACAGGCAGACGGGCUGCUGCUGUGCAGCAAAACAGAUGUGCCGAGGCAGCAAAAGAACUUCUUCCCGCUGCUGCUGCAGCCUUUGGCCCAGUGGCAGAGCCCACAAAAUAUUACCAGGGGGCCCUCGAGGGGCCCCCCAAAAGGCUCUUUAGGGGGCCCUCCGGGGGCCCCCCAUGAAGCCUUUCCUGGGGGCCCCCCGGGAGUUCCCUUAGGGGGACCCGCUAGGGGCCUCCCCGGGGGCCUCUCUGCGGGGGCCCUCAGGGGACCCCCAUGGGGGCCCCUUCCGCAGCAGCAGCAGCAGCAGCAGCAGCACCACACAGAGGGGCCCCGCAGCCUGCAGCAGCAAACUGACAGGAGACAUUAUGGCUUAUUUCUAGCUCUUCUCCUUCGCGCAGUUGCAGCCACUAUCAAACGAAAAGAAGAAAGUACAUUAAGGGGCCCAGACUCCCCCUUCAGCGCUGCUGCUGCUGCUGCUUCUGCUGCUGCUGCUGCUGCUGCACGGGCAAACGGGAAGGGGCCCGGGCAGGGCCUUGGGGGGCCCCUGCGGGGCCCCCAGCCGAGCGACCCGCUGCCCCGCUGCGCUGUGGUAGCUGAGACUUUUAGCUGCUGCAGCAGCUGCUGCUGGCGCUGCAGCAGCAGCAAACCAGCGGGGGUGGGGUGUGAGGGUUUAGUUUCUUUCUGCUGCCUCGAAAGCUCCAGGUGGCUCUGCAUGCUGCGCAGCCGUUUUUCGCACAUUUUCCUCCUUUUCUACGGAGUCCACAGAAGCAAGCAGCAGCAGCAGCAGCAGCAAGAGCAGCUGCAGCGGCAGCAGCAAGAGCAGCUGCAGCAGCAGCAGCGCGGUGCAGCCGCGACAGAGGGGACUCUUUUGCCUGUUUUGUUUGUUGCGGACAUAACAAAUGCAGUUGUGGCAGCAGCAGCUGAGUAG